AGCACGUCGGCCGGAGCAGCGCAGCGCCCCGGGCAGACGUGGGCACCGGCCCUUCUCGGCGUGUUCUCGGAAGGGGCGACCGGUCCGCUGCUGGGAAGAGCGCGUCAGCCGCCCAAGGUGUAGCAAGGCAAACACUGUGAAGCUGUAAAGAUGGUGAGAAUUUUGGCUAAUGGAGAUAUUGUACAAGAUGAUGAUCCUCGAGUGAGACAGAACACUCAGAACUCAUCUCGGCUGGCAUUUUUCAACACAAUGUCUAAUGCGGGCCCAGCCCCGCACCAACGCUUCCAGCAGCAGCAGCCAUCGCAACAGCAGGGUGCUGGGCCAGGGGAACGCUCACCAUUUUCAGACCUCAACCAGCAGUUAAUAAACAUGGGAUUCCCCACCUGGAACCUCGGCAAUCAUGUGGUGCAGCCCUUGAUGUCGAUCCUGUUGCUGUUCCUGCUGCUGAUGUUUGGGAUUCGUGGCCUGCUCUUGGUUGGUCUCAUCUACAUCGUUUCCCACUUAAGCCAGCGAUGAUGGGGUCUUCUGUAUGGGCCAUGACUGCUGCCUUGCUAGAGCAGAGAGGACAACUUUUCUUGUCAGGUGUGGGUGGAUUGGAGAGAAAGUGUGGGUUGUUUACCCCAUUGUGUGUGUGUGUGUGUGUGUGUGUGUAACAUGCUUGGGGAACAGAACUGAACCUCUGGGACUGAUGUAGCUUACAAGCUCAUGAGGGUCGUGAUUCUUGCACAUGAACUACCUCCUGCUGAUACUGAUCAUUAGCUUGCUUUUUAUGGCACCUGUAACAGUAAAGUUGUUUUGCUCUGCUGCUCAGGAUCUCCUAGAUGCAGUGGCAAUCUAAGGGUUGAGGUGAUGGUAAAACCUCAGGUUGGAUCCAGACUCAUGUGACAGUUUCCACCAGUUCCCACCUUCCUGGUGCAGAUCCAUACCCCCAGAAGCAGCAAUUCAUGGAGAUCAGUGGGGUUCAAUGGGGAGGCAGGAAUGUUUCAUUCUACCAUUGGAAAAUUUAACCUGGGGCCAACCCGUUUGUUGUUUUUCAACUGAAGGACUGAGGAGGCAGCAGCUGGAUCUCUUAAGUAGUUGCAAAGUUAAGGAGAGUAUCACGGUAAAGAGUCUAUUCUGUAAGUGGCAUCAUUUUUCAUGUUUGAAAACUAAGCAAACGAAGCUGCUUUGGAAGAGCAGCUUUCAGUUGAGAUAGCAAAGUGGGCUUUAGUUAAAGGCAUAUCUAACACAUGCUGUUUUAGAAGCAUAGUUCCAGGUUUUUAAAAUAGUAUCAUGUUUGGAGAUUAAAACAAAGUAGUUAUAAGAGAGUGGGUCUAACUUAGGAGAAGUUAAACACAUCCUUUCCUGUUAGUGGGACUUGCAACCAUACCCUAUGUACACGAAAGUAAAUCCCAGUGACUUCUGUGGAACGUGCUUUCCAAAAAAUGUGCCUGGGAUUGCAGCCAUUUAUUUUGUUUGUUUGCAAUUUAUACCUGCCAGUGUAGUUCAUUGGAGAGCUCUUAGGGAGGCGUAAACAGCUGGCAGUAAAAUAUCAGAUCAGUAAAAUACCAUACUUUAAGCUCAAAAGAACAAUAGAAAGAAAUAAAAGUCUGCAACACAAAAAACCUAUAACAGUAAAACUAAGUAAAAUUUACUAAAUUAAAUUCUGGAAAAAAUCAGUGUGUCUAAAUGGUUAGAGAAACAGAAAGGCUUUCAUUAACUUCAUAAAAAUCAGUAAUGAGCAAGCCUCUUGCACUUCCUGGGAAAGGACUGCGGUAACACAAAUGUUGUCAUGGACCUCAUUCCCCCCAGUCAGUGGUCCUAUUGCACCUUUUUCUAAAUUGUAUCAUGUUGACCUGAUACAGCUUACAUGCAAGCUGGCUAUUGAAGCAGAAGGAGCACUGUGUACUGAUGGAGCUCUAUUUGCUAUAUGUGGCAGUGGGAGACUUUUGUAUUCUUGAAGCUCUAGAUUUCAGCCAGUGUUCAUGUAUCUUUGCCUUUCCAGCAUUUGAUGUCAUGGAUAUCUGUGUUCAGCAUGGACUUGUGCUCUUCUCAUACAGAGAAGUUGUUAGGUCAUGGUUAGAGAUGCCCUCCCCAUCUAACAUGAGAAAAGCAGAAGAAAGGUAGGCUUAGGGUGGACAAAUACAAGAAUUUUUCUUUUUAAAAUAUUACAGAAAUUGUUGUUAAUCUUCCAUAGCAGAAAAAUCUUAAACUAGAGAAGCGUUUUGCAAGCAAAACAUAUCUUUUGUAUGAACUUCUUGUUGAAGUUAGGAAAGCUUUACCUUUUAACCGGGGUAGGUGAGUGAGAAAUGUUUUCUUUAAAACAAGGUUGGACUUCAAGAUGAGCAAGUUGCUGCCUUGAUUAAAAACUAAGCUUAGUGAUUCUGAGCAGUCACAAGAAUGCCCAUACUGGAGCCUUGAUUGAAAUACAAUUUCCAGUCUGGGAGAAGUUGGAAACUUAUAUGUAAAUACAAGUCUUAGAUUGAUUUUGAUCUAGUUCACAGUUAUGGAGACCCCACCUAGUGAGAGUGCAGGGAGGAGCUGGUAGCUAAGGCAGCCUUCAUGUGGAAAAGUUAUUUGUGAUAACUGCUGUUUCCAUGUGGGAGGACCUGCACACGUGCUCCCUGAUUUGUCAAAUUAUAUGUCCAGUCUGUGUGUGGAGGGCCAAGUGAGGUGUUCCGAAUAAUCUUAAAAUACUGUGUGUUUGUGUGUGUGUAUGUAUGUGUGUGUGUGUGUUGCAAUGGGGGAAGCCUUACUGAGUGAAUGUACAGUGGGCUGAUAUAAAGUGGUUAUUCUAUUAAGUAAGCUGACUGGAAUGGUACCUCCUUAAUUGACUGCAUGUUUCUAGAUCUCAGUAGAACAUGGUAGGAGCAUUGCCCAAACCUCUUCCUUUGUUAAUAAUGGCUUCCUACUAAAACAACGUGGAGGAACAGAAUUCAAGCAAGAAAAUGCUCUUUGCAGUCUGCUGUUUGCAACCACGGUUGCAAAAUGUUCUAUAAUACAUAUCUUUUCUCUUUCCAA
This is a messenger RNA of Eublepharis macularius, 3000 nucleotides long. RefSeq names its product family with sequence similarity 241 member B (gene FAM241B). The transcript is spliced from 3 exons. Lineage: Eukaryota; Metazoa; Chordata; Lepidosauria; Squamata; Eublepharidae. The coding region runs from base 151 to 516 and encodes 121 amino acids. Gene Ontology annotation, cellular component: intracellular membrane-bounded organelle. The record is from RefSeq and is a predicted model, not a curated record.